This is a messenger RNA of Mus caroli (Ryukyu mouse), 1993 nucleotides long. Its product is annotated as anthrax toxin receptor-like. Gene Ontology annotation, cellular component: plasma membrane; cell surface. The record is from RefSeq and is a predicted model, not a curated record. Gene Ontology annotation, molecular function: transmembrane signaling receptor activity. NCBI's taxonomy places the organism in Eukaryota, Metazoa, Chordata, Mammalia, Rodentia, Muridae.
ACAGCCAUGUCCCCAGUCCCUAUGCUCUGAGGCCACCAAGUGGAAAGCAGCAGUAAGAACUGGUGAGAGGACACAAGGGCUAUUGUCCCUAAGUGCAGAUAGAGGCACCAGAGAACAAAAUGAGGAGUGGCUAGAACAAGCUCCCAAAUUGUAGUAGACUCACAGGAUCAGCCAAGAAAAUGCAGUAUUGUGGUCCCCAGGCUUCCUGUUUAGUGUACCUGCUGCUGCUGCUAUUGUCUACGCUAUUCAUUGCAGUCCAGAGUUUUCUGUAUCCUCGAUCUGGCCAAAAUCCCUAUCUUGAGGACUCUGCUAGGUUCUUUAGUCAUGAAGUCAGAAAGGCAAGACAGACUGGGGUAGAUGAGGAAGAUCCUCUGCAAUAUUGUGAUGGUGACUUUGACAUUUACUUCGUCUUUGACAAGUCCAAAGCUGUGAACGAAUGGGCUGACUUGUACACGUCCUGGGAAGAUAUGGUGGAGAAAUACGUGAACCCCAAACAGCGUAUGAGCUUCAUUCUCUUUGAUACCAGAGCUUCAAUCAAAAUGCCACUCCUCUCAGAAAGAUGGAAAAUCCGCCAAGCGCUCACCAGCAUUGAGACCCUUGUGAUAGAAGGAUCAGCAAACCUACACAGAGGACUGGAAAAGGCUAAUGAACAGAUCCAAACGGUCAACUCGGGAGCCACUAAGAGGCCUAGUCUGAUCAUUGCUGUCAUUUGGGGGGAAAUGACACCACAAGUAUUGAAGGAGUCUAAGGACAAGGCUGAUAAAGCUCGGAGCAUGGGGGCAUACGUUUACUGUGUCGGUAUAAACAACUACGAUAGACAAAAGCUGAAUGAGAUUGCAGACAAUGACGAAAAUGUGUUCGUUGUGGGCCAUUCUGAUGAUCUCCAUGAGCUUGUAGACACGAUUGGCACAAUGACCUGCCUUGAACUCAGAGAGGUGGAGUUUCCGUGCGCAGGAGAAAAUCACCCAGUGCUCUUAAGAGGAUAUGGCUUUCACAAUGCAAAGAAUCUCAACGAAGUUAUUUGCAGAUUCAAGUUCAAUGACUCCACCAUCAUCGAUAAAAAUCCAACUGUUAAGAAUGCCACUGUCAUGUAUUGUCCUGCACCAAAGAUAGAGCAACCUGAACAAAUCAUCUUAGUUGAAGUUAGCCUGAACAAUGGACAAGACUUCCUUGCCCACAGAAUCCGUGUGAAUUCUUCUGACUGUAUACCUCCCCCAGUGACCACUACUCCUGCCCCAGAAACCUCUACAGUUCUGACAACUUCACCAACAAACCUUAUCCCCAAACCAACUAUUCCAGGCUCCCCUACUAUACUCCUCCCUCCUCCAGCUCCUCCCCGUCCUCCUUCACCUGCUCCUCCCCCACUUCCUCCACCUUUAACUCUACCUCCACCUCCAUCUCUAACUCUACCUCCACCUCCACCUCCGCCUCCAACUUCACUUGUGCCUCUGCUGCCAGCUGAGCCAAGCAAGGAAGUUUUGCUCAGCACCGUGGUACUGCUCCUAAUGCUGAUCCCUGUAGUGCUGUGGUGGAUCUGGUGGCUGUGCUGCAGACCGCCUGUCAAGGCACUGCCAGCACCUGUACCACAACCAACGCCCCAAAAGAAAGAAAAGGGCCCUCCUCCAGUGCCUCCUCCAGUGCCUCCCCCAGCUCCACCCCCAGCACCGGUCACUGCGCGCCCCAUUGUAAUCAUCUGCUGCUGUACCUGCUAUGAUGUGUGUGUGAGAAGAGGAACAGAGGGGCCGUAUAUCAACCUUGACCUCCUGAAGGACCUCUGUUCUCGAGUUCCCUGCACCUCUAAGACUGGCUUCUUCCCACCUGAGGAGUACCUGUGCCUGGCCUCCUGUUCUCAGUGCCACCAUCCUCCACACAGUUGUCCCAGGCCAUUUCCUUUGCUCCCUUCCCCUGCCCAGGUGUCUCCCAAAGCCCCCUUGUCACUGCCUCCCAGGCAGCGGACCUCUCAGACACCACAGAGGCAAUAGUGAGAGGUCUU